AAUCAGUGUAAAUCUGACUUGUAACAUGGGCGGCUCCAGUCUCCACGCGACACGUUGAAUGGUCAGGCCAGUUACAGCGCAUACUCGUAUUUUGACCCAAAGGUCAACAGCCCCUCUUCUCAGCCCACACAUUUUGAAUGGACUGUUGGAAUUUGAAAAGUAGAGGCCCCUCUGGGAUUUAAAACCCAAAACAUCACCGAAUGUAAACAAGCCUCAUCUGGUCUCACACUAUCUCCAGGCCCUGGAGACCAAUGUCAAGAUGGCCUCCCUUUUAAACCUCCCCUUCGUCUCCUACUUCCUCCCCUCGUCGAUGACAGCCUGGUCCACCUCGCUCAACCUUUUGUUUUUCUACAUGACCUGGACAACCUUGGUCCUCAGCCAGUCGCCCUUCAAGCUCGAGAUCCUCGGAACUUUGGGCAUCCGCCUCGUUUUCUGGCUGCUACCUUCUCUGGUCUUUCUCCUUUUCGACACGCUCUGCCCGGGCAUUUCGGUCUCGCUCAAGUACAAAGGCGCCGUCGAUUUGCAAGAUCGCAAUGUCCGUACGCACGCCCGCCUUCUAGGUCUAGGGUUACUCAACCUCUUGACUUCGACCGUCGUUCAGGUUCUUAUUUCCUUGGGCGUCAGCACCCUUUUUGGAGUGCCGGUUUUUCGGACAACGACUACCCUGCCGUUACCAUGGCAGAUGGCCAAGCACAUCGCCAUUUUGUAUUUGGGAAGGGAACUCUUAACCUACUACAUCCACCGCUUCGUCCUACACGCUCACCAUGAAACCUCGAAGCGCGGCUCCGGCUCUGGCUCCAGCUUAACCAACCGACUAACAAACUUGCACAUCCGCUACGCCCACGCCGGCAACAACCCCCCUUCUUCUUCUUCUUCUUCUACAACCUCGUCUUCCUGGCGCAGCAAACCUUCUUCAUCUCUUCUCCAACCAACGCAACCAACCCCCCUCACCCUCUUCACCGACCACCCCAUCCCCUCCCUCCUCCACCGUUUCCUCCCUCUUUACCUGCCUCCCCUUUUGUUGUCCCUCUCCUUCCACAUCUCCCCCUUACUCGUCCCCUACCUCCCUAUUUCCGCCAUCCCCAGCUCCACGCAUCACUUACAUCUCUUGACGAUGCACUUGUUUACGGUGCUGGUGACGCUGGAAGAGACCUUGUCGCUGGCGGGGUACACGACGCUGUUGACGCUGGUGCCGAUUCCGGGGGUGUUGGUGGGCGGGAUCGCGAAGAGGCAGGGUCGGCAUUUUGGGACGCUUGAAGGCAUGGGCGUGCAAGGAGGGACUAAGCAAGGAAAAGGAAGAACAAGUGGGAAUUUUGGGGCUUGGGGGUUAGUGGAUUGGGUAUUGGGCACGAGGCUGUUGAGGGAUGAGAGUAGGCAGGAUGGGGCGGUUGUUGUUGAGGGGGCUGAGAAUCGGGGGAGCAGUGGUGGUGGUGGUGGUGGUGCUAGGAAGGGUAGAAGUAAGGCUGGUGAAGGUGGAAGUGGAAGUGGAGGUGGGAGGCAGACGAGGAUGAGCGCGAGGAGACAGAGAGAGGAUUUGAGCAAGUCGUUGGAGGAGGAGAUUAAGCAGGUGGCUGAGGGAUUGAGGGAGGUUGGUGAGGGGUUUGUGGAUGGGAUCAAGGAGUUUGGGGAGGGGAUGGGGGUGAGGAGGAGUGGGAGGAUUAGGGAGAGGAGUACCCGGUCACAGUCCUUUGACGCAAUUGGUAGUAGCUCCAUGAUCGCGGGGGAAAACCAGACCGUCGUCAGCCCGACGCAUCUCAAAGCCUAG
Messenger RNA from Neurospora hispaniola, 1765 nucleotides. RefSeq lists its product as uncharacterized. Gene Ontology annotation, molecular function: C-4 methylsterol oxidase activity. Gene Ontology annotation, cellular component: endoplasmic reticulum membrane. The transcript is spliced from 2 exons. NCBI's taxonomy places the organism in Eukaryota, Fungi, Ascomycota, Sordariomycetes, Sordariales, Sordariaceae. The coding region runs from base 260 to 1765 and encodes 501 amino acids. Gene Ontology annotation, biological process: sterol biosynthetic process. The record is from RefSeq and is a predicted model, not a curated record.